AUGAGCCCACCGGCAGAAAAGUUGGCCCACCAUGAGCACGGACAAAUUUUGGAAACAAACAAAUUUGCGAUUUUAACGUAUCCCAUAAAGACAGUUAGACAGUUUUUGAUGGUCGAAUAUCUCAGGAGAGCUACAGUCGGACCGAAAGAAUUUGGAUCGGCUAAAUUAAAAGUUAGCAAAGAAUUUUUAGUGUUGUGCUAUUUGCGGUUUGUUAAUUCGAAGGAGAAGAACAGAAUGGGUGAAAAAUAUGAGUGGCCACGUUUAUCGGAGGUGGUUCUCUACAGACGUAAGGUCAGGAUGCUGGUUCAUGAAGUUAUUGAACGCACUCCUUUGCAACUUCCAAUCAGCUGGGAUAGUGUUUGGUGGGCAGUAAUAAUGGGCAUUGAACACGAGAGAAUCCAUAUAGAAACCUCGUCCGUCCUCAUCAGACAACUGCCUGUUAGUCUGGUCAAGAGACCUGACGGUUGGUCCUAUGCACCAACAGUAAACUACCACGAAGCAAAAGCAUAUUGCAAGUGGAAGUCCGUUAAAGAGCUGGAUGGAAGCAGUUUCUACAGAUUGUUAUCUGAGGCGGAAUAUAAAAUUCUGAGAGGAGAUGACGAUUUAAAAAGUGGUCAAGCGGCUAACAUAAAUUUAAUCUUUGGCUCUUCAACUUGGUUGGAGGAUGAUUACAACGCUCUGCCUGGAUUUGAGACUCAUUACUUAUACCACGAUUACUCAUAUUCUUAUUUUGAAGGGCAGUAUACUUUAGUAGCCGUAAGUUGA
Helobdella robusta is the source of this 765-nucleotide messenger RNA. RefSeq lists its product as hypothetical. The record is from RefSeq and is a predicted model, not a curated record. Bases 1 to 765 code for a protein of 254 amino acids. The transcript has 7 exons. Lineage: Eukaryota; Metazoa; Annelida; Clitellata; Rhynchobdellida; Glossiphoniidae.